CGCCGCCGCCAUGGCCCAGCCGAGGCGCCCCGGGUACCGGUACCCCGCGCCCCACAACGGGGCCGCCUCGCCCGCGGGGCCGCCCUACAGCAACGGUCCUGUGCAAAACCCACUGAUGCAUUCACCGCAAGUGUCUGUAAGCCAAGGAUAUAAUUCUCCAUUUCCAGGAUCCUACCCUCACCAGAUGCCCACAAAGCCUCCUCCAAGUCCAGCACCCGGACAAUACAACUACAGUGGUCCUCAGACUGUUUCUGCAUUAAAUAACUUUCAGGGACCCCAGCAGACUCUUAACAGACCACCUCUGGACUCAAAUCUAAUGGCCCCUCUUCCCCAGAUGCCACCACUUCCAUCUCCCAACCCUGCAGCUCUCACAGCACCUGCUGGGAACUUUCUUCCCGGAGCUAAUCCUGCCCAACCUUCAAACUGGCAAUACAGCCAGUCUUCUCGGAGUCAGCGACCCGGUGAAUCCCAAGCAAACCAUCUUGCUCCUGGACCAUCCCAGCCAGCCUCCUCUUCAGAGAAUACAAGCCCAUUGACAAGUCAGUACGUUGCUUCUCCUGGAGGGCCUCCUCUUCAAAACAGCUACGUGAAAUCAGGCUCUGCCCCACCGGUGAAUCAGCCUUUGCCUACGACUUUUCAGCCAACUCGGGCUCCUGUUGGGCCUCCUCCCUGUGGAGGCCCACCUCCACUAAAGCCAUUGGCUCCCCCAAGAGGAUCACCAAACAGUGCUACUCCCCAAACCCAGAAUAAUUCAGCUACGAACCCAGAAGGUGAUGUUGCUUCGACAGCAAAUAAUGGAUCUACGGUCCACAACAGCUAUGAUGCAAUUGAAGGAGGUGGCUUCAUGGGAGCAUCACAUCCUCCCAGCCAGAAUCCUAAAAUGGCUCGAAACGUUGGGUAUUCGUAUCCAACUUUACCACCAGGCUACCAAAAUGUAGCUGUGCCCGGGGCACCGGGAAUGUCGUCCACAUCCUUGCAGUAUCCCAGUGGACCGCAGCCAUUUUCUCAGUCUCCCAUAGGUGCUAAUCACUUAACUGCAACCAUGGGUGGCUUGAGUUUACACCCUGAAGGAUUAAGAAUGGUCAAUCUUCUCCAAGAGAGAAAUAUGCUUCCUCCAACCCCAUUAAAGGCUCCUGUCCCAAACCUGCAUGAAGAUAUCCAGAAACUCAACUGUAACCCAGAGUUGUUUCGGUGUACCUUGACCAAUAUUCCUCAAACUCAGGCCUUAUUGAACAAAGCCAAACUUCCUUUGGGACUGCUGCUUCAUCCUUUCAAAGACUUACUGCAAUUGCCUGUAGUUACCUCCAGUACAAUUGUGAGAUGUCGUUCGUGUAGGACAUACAUCAACCCCUUUGUCAGCUUUCUUGACCAAAGGAGAUGGAAGUGCAACUUGUGUUACCGAGUGAAUGACGUUCCUGAAGAAUUCAUGUACAAUCCAAUGAGUAGAGUCUACGGAGAACCCCACAGAAGACCUGAAGUUCAAAAUGCUACGAUUGAGUUUAUGGCUCCUUCAGAAUACAUGUUACGCCCACCUCAGCCACCUGUGUACCUCUUUGUGUUUGAUGUAUCUCACAAUGCAGUUGAAACUGGAUAUUUGAAUGCAGUCUGCCAGAGUUUGCUAGAAAACCUGGACUCGCUUCCUGGCAACACUCGAACAAAAAUUGGUUUUAUCACAUUUGACAGUGCGAUUCACUUCUACAGUCUGCAAGAAGGCCUGUCUCAGCCUCAGAUGCUAAUAGUUUCAGAUAUUGAAGAUGUCUUCAUACCAAUGCCAGAAAACUUGUUAGUAAAUUUAAAUGAAAAUAAAGAGCUCAUCCAGGACCUCUUGAAGACGUUGCCGCAGAUGUUUACCAAGUCUUUAGAGACUCAGAGUGCUCUGGGCCCCGCAUUGCAGGCAGCCUUUAAACUGAUGUCCCCCACUGGUGGCCGCAUCACUGCCUUCCAAACCCAGCUUCCAUCUAUUGGAGCAGGAGCGUUAAAAUCCCGCGAAGAACCUAACCAAAGAGCAUCUGCUAAGGACAUACAUCUCACACCGUCCACUGAUUUCUAUAAGAAGUUAGCCCUGGACUGCUCGGGCCAACAGGUAGCAGUUGAUUUGUUUCUCCUCAGCGGACAGUAUUCUGACUUGGCUUCUUUAGGUUGUAUUUCUAGAUAUUCCGCAGGAAGUGUCUAUUACUACCCAUCUUACCAUCACCAGCAUAAUCCAGUUCAAGUAGAGAAGCUACAGAAGGAACUGAAGCGCUACUUAACUAGAAAGAUUGGUUUUGAAGCAGUCAUGAGGAUAAGAUGCACCAAAGGCCUUUCCAUUCACACCUUCCACGGGAACUUUUUUGUACGAUCAACAGAUUUGUUGUCUUUGCCUAAUGUGAACCCGGAUGCUGGAUAUGCAGUACAGAUGUCAGUAGAAGAGAGUCUUACUGACACUCAGGUGGUUUCUUUCCAGUCAGCCCUCUUGUAUACGUCCAGCAAAGGCGAACGAAGGAUCCGGGUACAUACAAUGUGUUUGCCGGUUGUUUCAACACUGAAUGAAGUCUACCUUGGAGCUGAUGUGCAGGCCAUUACGGGAUUGUUGGCCAACAUGGCUGUUGACAGGUCAGUGUCCGCCAGCCUCAGCGAUGCCCGGGAUGCCUUGGUGAAUGCUGUCAUCGACUCUCUGUCUGCCUACCGCUCUUCAAUUCUGAGCGGUCAGCAACCUGGACUCAUGGUUCCUUAUUCUUUGCGUCUCUUCCCUCUGCUUGUGCUGGCCCUCCUUAAGCAGAAAUCAUUUCAGACUGGGAUCACCGCACGAUUAGAUGAGCGUAUUUUUGCCAUGUGUCAAGUGAAAAAUCAGCCCCUGGUAUUCCUCAUGCUCAUGACUCACCCUAAUCUGUAUAGAGUUGACAAUCUCUCCGAUGAGGGAGCCCUGAACGUCAGUGACAGAACUAUACCCCAACCCCCCAUUCUCCAGCUGUCCGUGGAAAAGUUGAGCCGGGAUGGUGCCUUCCUCAUGGAUGCUGGCUCGGUGAUGAUGCUGUGGGUUGGAAAAAACUGUGGGCAGAAUUUUAUCAGCCAAGUUCUAGGGGCUCCCAACUAUGCCUCCAUCCCACAAAAUAUGACACACCUUCCAGAACUCGACACGGCGGAAUCUGCCAGAACAAUAGCUUUUAUCUCUUGGCUUAGGGAACACAGACCAUUCUUUCCCGUACUCUACGUAAUAAGGGAGGAGAGUCCAAUGAAAGCAAAUUUUCUGCAGAACAUGGUAGAAGACAGAACAGAGUCUGCGUUAUCUUAUUAUGAGUUUCUCCUGCACAUACAACAGCAAGUGAAUAAAUGAACAAGUAAAUGAAAUGAACCACUGAAGGGUUCACCUUUUAAUUUUACCUUUUGGUUGGAAAGGAGAGUCACUCAACUACAAAACACUUCAACAUUUGAGAGCAUUUAAUGCCUAAGUUUGUGGCCUGGUGUGAUGGUUUAAGAUGCUCACACUGUGAUUCAACAGAGGACAGCAAAUAAAGGACCACAGCAGAGAACCUAAUAUGUGCAAUGAUGAAAUAAUGUAUUUUCAAAUCAAAAUGUAUCUGAAAAUGGUUGGGCUCCUUUUCAUUUGCUACAAAUUAUGUUUUUAAAUAGUUGUAGAAUGAAGUCUAUGAGGCAAUAUUGAAAGGGUAAAAUACAAGUUGUAAAAUCAAGGAUUAUUUUGUUCAGAUUUUAAAUUGCUCUAAUCUACUUCUGCUGGUUUUUCUUUUUUUUUUCUUUUGCUGCUAGAAUUAAGACCUCAAAAAACUUAGUUGUUGCAGGGAAGUUACGUACCCACGAAUGAAAGAUGGACCGCCAUAAAGAUUAAAAUGGAGCAGUCCAUUUUGACAUGAAUAGAUUUUAACUUCUCGACAUUUUCAAAAUUUGUUGUGGGCGGGAGGGCGGGAGGGUUUGAGCCUUACCUAGCUGGCUUGAGAGGGGGAAUAUGAAGUAGAACAGUCAAAACUUAAAAUUCAUCAGUAUUCCUUAUACCUGAAGAACAAAACCUCCACUGACAGAGGGCAAGCAGAGAACUAUCCAGCUGGGCUUCAGACAUGCCAACUCUUGCGCAGUUCAGAUAAUCCAAGCUCUCUUCAAAGAUACUCACCAUUUUACUAAGGGCCAGAGGAGCAAAGAGAAUCUUAGGAAGGUGUGAAACUGUAAUCCUCUUGAUCCUUUCUCGUAGUGAGUUUCAUUUGAUCCAUUUCUGCUUGACACGUUCAACCAACCGUUUCAGGUGUGCAGUGAAAACGCUCCUUAUGUGAAAUGAGAUUGUUGGCCACAAAUAUCAGAUGUCUGUCAGAUGUGCAUUCUGCCUCAAAAUGCACUAAUAAUUUCAAGUGUUAUUAAAGUUAGGAUGAGGAAACUGCAGAGUGAACAUGAAUGAUGUUUUUUUAAAUUAGAAAUGAAGACCCGUUAAGCUUGAGUGGUGGUUUGAAAUUUUCUCUCUCAAGAUUUCAUAAAUCUUUAUUAACCGAAGUUAUGUAACAAAGCCUGAUUUCAAGAUGUGCAGCAAGAUAAAUAAAGCCUUUUUGGUCUGCAGGAGAUUUUGAGGCCAAACCAGUUAAAGCCCCUGUAAUAUAUGGAUGCUGAAAAAGUAAAGCGUGAUGAUUAAAAAAGACUUGGGCGCACGUAGUUUGGCCCGUGGAUUUCCCCAAAGUUCUCCUUGCCUACAGAAUAAGAACAUCCAUAUGUGACUUUUUUCCUUGUAUUAUUAUUACUCAGUGGAACCUUUUGGUUUAGUGUGUUUACAAACCCGGUCAAGUACUAUCACCAAUUGAGUAGUAAUUUUCGGGUUUACUUCAGUGUGAACUGUACUUCACCGAGUCGACUCGGUGAAGGUGAGAAACGGGGGCCCGAGGAGGAUCCAGCCACUUUGGGUAGAGGAUCAGAAACCAGUUAUAAUUUGACGACGAAGAAGGGGCCGGGGCCCGAGGAAGAUCCAGCCACUUUGGGUAGAGGAUCAGAAACCAGUUAUAAUUUGACGAUGAAGAAGCGGCCCCUGUCUUCUCAGUGCAGCUUCACGCCUUGUCCUCUCCAUGUGCAAAUCAACGGACUGGGGUCCUUCCUGGAAGAAGCUUGCCAGAGCUUAAUCUCUAGGUUUUGUUACUAUUUAGUUGAAAUGAAGCGGUUUAUAAAUUAGAAAAAUAGAGCGCGUUCUGAUUCUUUUUUCCUUUCCAAAUAGAUUGAUAUAUCAGUUAUUUAUUGUACAUUGCUAUUUUUCUUGCAAAACUAACGUCUUUGAGGACAGUUUUAAUUUUUAAAGCCUUUCGCAAGUGGUGAGAGGGCUGCCCAGGGCACGUGGUGUUGGCGUGAAGGCUGAGCUUGUCGGCUGGUGAACCCACUGGGGACCUUCUAACCUCCCCGUGGUGAGCGGGGCCGGGGAAAGAGGCAGGGCGGCGAUAUCCCCAACACCACGCACAUUAUUAGCAGAUUUCCCAGAUCUACCUAUUUUUUUAAUUCCUGUUUUAGAUAUUAUCUAACUUAUUUUGCACAAACCAGGGUAAUUAUCAAUCCUCAAGGUCCUCUAAACAUAGUUUCUUUUUAGAACUCAGUACAUUUGGGUCUUUGACCUCCCCCAACCCCCAAGGAGUGGAUUUCUUUUGGGGGAGUUGGAAAUUGAAGCAGUUAUUCAUUGCAAUAUUGAAUGUGGAUGUUUGAGGUUUUUCUUCCUUGCAGCCCAGCGUGUGCUGCUGAUUUGUCUCUUCUUUUUUUCGCCAUUGUAAAGCAGACCACCAUAUUUUCAAUCUAGGCCGUAGUUUUCCGCAAAGUUGUAAAUGGGAAAUGCUUGCAUUUUCUACUUGUCUACAACGCCUGGAGUAACUGGCAAGGGCGGUCUUGACACUUUAAUCUGAGCAUGACAGCGCUGCCACAAGAAAUGUACUCUAUUUUUCUAGUUUCUGGGAUUUUUAAAAAUACUUUUUGUCAGUUUGACAUCCUAGGAUUCAGUAGUCAAGAGCAGUACCUUCCACCUUCAUUGGCUUAUUGUGUUAAUUUACUACACUGUGUGAGUCUAAUAGACUGUUUUGCAAUAAUUAGAAUAAAAGACAUGUCUCUUUAUUCAGCGUUAACAAUGCGUAAUCAAGGAUGCAUAACAGCUAUUACCCUGGGGACCAUCAAAUGUGAUUUGAAGCUUCUGUUCACUAUUACAGAUGUAAUCCUUAGAGUAAAUUUAAUUUUGUAAAGUAGUGUAUAAUAUUGUAACAUUAAAUCCUCGUCUCAAACUCAAACAUAUAUUGAUCUUCAAUGUGAAGUGUUAAAUCUUGCCGCUUUUGGAAUCUAAAGAGACAAGAUGGACUUGUCCUCCUUUUUACAGUUUGUAAUUUUCACUGUUUUAUUCCUGUAAAAAAAAAAAUAGUCAUUUGUAACACAUGCAAAUGCUUAUUUUAUCUGUGCUAAUUUAUCAAUUUGGCUACUCACAAUAAAGUUAAUCGAAAGAGCUCGCAAAA
Molecule: messenger RNA, 6443 nt
Organism: Tachyglossus aculeatus (Australian echidna)
Lineage: Eukaryota; Metazoa; Chordata; Mammalia; Monotremata; Tachyglossidae
Gene: SEC24A
Product: SEC24 homolog A, COPII coat complex component
Exons: 23
Coding region: 11-3313 (1100 amino acids)
Biological process (GO): COPII-coated vesicle cargo loading; endoplasmic reticulum to Golgi vesicle-mediated transport; intracellular protein transport
Cellular component (GO): COPII vesicle coat; endoplasmic reticulum exit site
Molecular function (GO): zinc ion binding; SNARE binding
Source: RefSeq, a predicted model, not a curated record